UUUGAGAUCUAGCGCAAAUCUGCCAGAUCAUUUAUACAUGUCGAUCUUUUUGAAUUUAAUUUAGAUCUGCAGCGAUGCUUAUAUGGCAACAAUCUAACAGAGAAUGUCCACGGUAGUCACUGAAGCACCUGAUUGCCCCUCCCACACUUUGCACAUUUCACCGGCACCUUUUUAUUUUUGAGACUACCGGCACCUUUAAAAUGCCCAUUUUUUUAAGAACAAUCACUUUCUACCAAAAAACAAAAUUAAAAUGUCCUGGCUGGCUCGCUCGCUUACAAACUCCCUCCGACUCGACGACGACGACGACGAAGAUGAUGACAACGACGUCGUACCAGAUCAUGGGUUUGGCGAUCUAGCACAAUCCUCACCGGCUAAACCCCACCAACCCCACCACCACCAACAACAAGAGCGAGAAGACCUUCACAAUGAAAGUGAAGUGCACGUGGAGGACGAGGAUGAGGAAGAAGAAGAAGAAGCCCAUUCCAGAGGAGUCAAAGAAGACCUUUCCGAAUUCAAACAAACCCUAACCCGCCAAUUUUGGGGCGUUGCGUCAUUCCUAGCACCCCCACCUUCGCAGCCAUCGACGCCCUCCAAUCGAUUGGGUCUCAAUUGCGAUCGAUCCGAGCCGUUUGAUCAAUCCGAUCAGGGAACCAAUAUGUCUUCCAAGGGAGAGGAAGAAGAUGAAUUGGAGUAUUUUAUGGGACGCGCCGUUGGGAUCACUGAGGAGGUUCUGGCCUUCGCGAGAAAUAUCGCGAUGCAUCCAGAGACGUGGUUGGACUUUCCUGGAGAUGAGGAGGAGAACUUGGAUGAUUUUAACAUGUCUGUUGCUCAACAAGACCACGUGUUUGUAAUUGAACAUCUUGCCCCUAGAUUAGCGGCUUUGAGAAUUGAACUAUGCCCCUGCCAUAUGAGUGAGAAUUACUUUUGGAAAGUCUAUUUUGUUCUUUUGCACUCAAGACUCAAUAAACAGGAUGCAGAAACAUUAUCCACCGCCCAGGUAAUGGCUGCUAGAUCAAAGUGGAUGCAGGAGCUACAGAGUCAUUCUACAUCAGACUCUGAAUGGCUUGGAGGAAGCAAAUUGUGUUUAAAAGAAAAUUCUAACACAUUGCAUCAAGAUUUAGUAACUGAUUCAUCCUUUAGUGCUCAUUUUGAAGAUAUGCUGCUUGAACCUUCUGAAUCAACCAUGCCUUCCUGUACAACAUACUUUGAGCCUGAGAAGCACCCAGUUGGAAGUUCCGAGUGGCAAUUUAUUGAUAAGUCUGUAAUUGAAGAAAGAUCCAUUGUUAAGACUCAGGAUAAAAAUUCAAUUGUUGGUCCAUCCUCCAAAAUACUAGUUAAGAACAAUGAUGAUGAUGAUGAUGAUGAUGAUUGGCCAGAGGAAGAUUAUGAAUCGCAUGAGUAUGGUGGAGGUACAAUACAUGUAGUAGAUGAAGAAGACAUAUCUUUCAGUGACCUUGAAGAUGACAAUUUCCACGCACCCAGAAACUUUAAAACUAUAUCAAUGGAACAUGAAACCCCAACCAAAGACCCGUAGAAGACUCUGCUCUCUGAUAUCUGUACUCGUUGGAUAUGGUGCUAAAAGUCAUCUGAUGAAGUCUUGGAGAAAGAACUUGACUGACUUGAGAACCGUCUUACAGUUGGAGCCAGGCCUGCCUUGAUAGUAUUGGCUAAAAAGUAUUUUGUACAUGAUGUAUUAUUAUUUGUUUUUAUAGAGCAAUGAUAUGUUUGAUUGGUUGUGUGAGGCGUGUAAUUACAACAUUUUUAGUGAUUCAGAGAGGGGAAAAGAAAGGCUUUCCCAUCUAAAGAGGGGGAAAAAAAAGAAAAAAAGAAAAAAAAAAAAAAUCUGUGCUGUUAGCAAUGAGAACAAUUUUGCUUUUUCUUGUGCCA
This is a messenger RNA of Ziziphus jujuba (common jujube), 1887 nucleotides long. RefSeq lists its product as uncharacterized. Bases 251 to 1534 code for a protein of 427 amino acids. The transcript is spliced from 3 exons. NCBI's taxonomy places the organism in Eukaryota, Viridiplantae, Streptophyta, Magnoliopsida, Rosales, Rhamnaceae. The record is from RefSeq and is a predicted model, not a curated record.